UUCCCCCUGUGUCACGGUAAAGUCAGCUCGCCGUCACGUGCUAAACUUCAGGCCGGGGAGCGGAACACAAACAGUUCGUGUCGAGACGUCGAGAAAAUGUCUCCGUGUGUUCUCCUCCUGUCCGUGGCUCUGGUCUCCGCCGCCUCCGCUCAGUUCGUCCCUCCGUUCACUGAGGACUGUCGCUCACACAUGUACCCGCCCAACGGACCCACGUUCAGAGGAGCGGUGGCUUGGUACACAGUGGACCUGGACCUGCCCCCCAGCAAGAGAUGGAACACUCUGAUCGCUGACAAAAAAACUGAUCUGGUGACCAUGAUUCAGGCCAUCAGAGACUUGGCUGAUGCGUUCGUGCCCAGUGGGAGACUGGUGGAGCUGGUCGACGUCACACUCCCUCUGAUGGCGAACACUCUCCCAGACCCGUUCAGUGAGGAAAUUAAAGGAAUCGCUGCCGUUUCCGGAAUUCCUCUUGGUGAGGUCGUCUUGUUCAACAUCUUUUACGAGGUGUUCACUGUGUGCACAUCAAUCGUUGCCGAAGAUGAUAAAGGUAACCUCCUUCAUGGAAGAAAUCUGGACUUUGGUUUAUUUAUGGGCUGGGAUGUGAAAAACAAGUCAUGGAUCAUUAGCGAGAAGCUGAAGCCUCUGGUGGUGAACCUCGAUUUCAAGAGAAACAACCAGACCGUCUUCAAAUCCACAAACUUUGCUGGAUAUGUCGGCAUGUUGACCGGCAUCAAGCCUCACACAUUCACUCUGACUAUGAAUGAACGCUUCAGCCUUGAUGGAGGAUACAUCGGAAUCCUGGAGUGGAUCCUGGGCCAGAGAGACGGGAUGUGGAUGAGUUUCCUCACUCGCUCUGUGCUAGAAAAUGCAAACAGCUAUGAGGAGGCCAAAACCCGCCUGGCUACGACAAAGCUUCUGGCUCCUGCUUACUUCAUCCUCGGUGGAAACCAGACGGGGCAGGGCUGCAUCAUCACCCGCUCCAGAACGCUCAGCAUCGACUUGUUGGAGAUCGACCUGAAGCUGAAUCGUUGGUACGUCCUGGAGACAAACUACGACCACUGGGAGCAGCCUCUGUUCCUGGACGAUCGCAGGACUCCCGCCAUGAAGUGCAUGAACCAGGUCACACAGAAGAACAUCUCUCUAAAGACCAUGUACGACAUCCUCUCAACCAAACCUGUGUUAAAUAAGUUGACCACUUACACAACACUGAUGCAAGUGUCUACUGGGAACCUGGAGUCGUACAUCCGUGACUGCCCUAACCCCUGCAUGCCCUGGUGAUGGUCUGAACCCGGAUCAGUUUGUAAAGGCUGAGCUCUUGGUAGAAGCGCCGAUCGAGACGAGCUCAGCUGAUCUGGAGACAAAACCGCAGGUUCUCUCUUGAAGCACAGCAACGAAUCUGCUGAACCAAAGUCUGUUUGUAUCCCUGAUGUCAUUUUGUUGGUCUUCUCUGUUUUAGACAAUUCAGAAAAUAACUUUGAUAAAAAUACUUUAACGCUUUUUUCUGUUCAUGAGGGAAACUGGUACGAAAGUGAAUUAAAUUUGUAAAUGUCUUUGUAUUUUUACUGUGAUCAUACCUGGAUCUCAAUGCGGGCUGAGAAACCCCUGAGAUUGUUGCACAUGUGUAUAAUUAAAUUAAAGAUAAUUGUAGUGCUCUGGUAAUUCAGUCUGUGGUAAAAGUUCCUUAUUCAGUGUGUUGCCUUCUCCAAUCACGGCUGUAACCAGCUGAGUUACAGUCUCAUCACGUGACUACUGACGACGUAACAACACUGAUAAACGUACCUCAUUGCUGACCUUUGCUUUU
Molecule: messenger RNA, 1798 nt
Organism: Paralichthys olivaceus (Japanese flounder)
Lineage: Eukaryota; Metazoa; Chordata; Actinopteri; Pleuronectiformes; Paralichthyidae
Gene: asah1b
Product: N-acylsphingosine amidohydrolase (acid ceramidase) 1b
Biological process (GO): fatty acid metabolic process
Cellular component (GO): lysosome
Molecular function (GO): fatty acid amide hydrolase activity; N-acylsphingosine amidohydrolase activity
Source: RefSeq, a predicted model, not a curated record